AAUUAGUUUCUAAAAUCCAAAAGUAGCAGUUCUGAUCUAUCCACCAAUGAGACGCUAGAGUCUGAGCUCAGUUAGUUUUUACUCUUAAACUAUACAUGAAGAAUCUCUGAUGACUUAAAUGAACAUUACAACACCAUUUGAUCUUGUUUAACAAAAUGGAAAAAAAGGUGUUGCUGAAACCUGUUUUUUCAGCGAGCGCAUUCUGGCUGCCUCGUUAGGUGUUCUAUUUUCUGUGAAUUGUGAGAGUCAAAAAUAGCUACGGAAAUGUCAGAAAGAGACAGUGACAGAAAGCCAGAGGCAUGCCAACCACAUGCAAAGCAUUUCUCGCUCUCUGCCGCAUUUGGUCUUAUCUCUCGUUUCUUUCAUUUGCUGCGCCUUUCCUCUCUGCAGGUUUUCCUGAGCAGAGCGAUUGUGUGGCGGAGUUUGAGCUGAGAGUGGAAGUGAGUGGGCGCGAGAGGGAUCGUGUGUCAUGGCUGACAGCGAAGGGACCAAUCUCGAGGACCCUCCCUACAAAAACCUGCUGCUCCUGGGGGCCAUCGCAGCAGCGUCGGCCUUCGUGGUCACCAUCCUCAUCGUCCUCGUCUGUGUGGGCUGCCAGAGAAAAAGUAAGAGCAAGCACCCUUCAGCCGGAGAGAAAGGCACAUCAGUAAAUAUGCAGGGUACCCUUCGACAUCCAAAACUGAAUUCCAUGAGCAAAUCGGACACCAGGCUGCAUGAGAUCAAUCGCUUUCCCUGCAACGGGAACUCUGUUAGUAAGAGCCGUCCCGCCAGCAUGGACCUGCUGCUCCUCCACAGUCGGCGCUCCCAGAAUGACCUGAGGCCAUCUCAGGGGCGCCAGCUUCCGCAGAUCCCCACCAGCCCCCAGGGAUCCAGCCAAGGAGGAGAAGGGGACGUCGGAGGAGACGGGGGAGGCGGGGAGGCGAGAGACCACACUUACACAGAGGUGGCCCUGCGGAAUAAUCCGACGCCGACGCACGUCUUGGACGACGGCCUGUACGAGACUGUCAGUGUCCGGGAAGGGGAAGCGGGCCCCAAAGCACCCACGGCGCCACCGCCAACAUCAACUAACAUUCCGACUUCAGUCAGGGCCUGCCAAAGCCCGCCUGCCCAGGCCGACGGAGCCCGUAAUGGCAAUGGAACCGGCGGCAAAGGGAAUGGCAUCAUUAACGGAACAAUGGCAGGGAAAAGUAAUGGGGCGAACGGGGUUAACAGGUCCCCCUUGUCCUCAGUCAACUCCCUGGCUAUCCAAGAACCAACUGCUGCCGACUACGCUUCAAUUCGCAAGUUCAGAAAGGUUGACAAGACAAACAGGAAGGAAAAUAACGGCGCCGACAGCCAGUCAGACCAAUCGAGCGUGAGCGACUCGCCCUCGGCUGCUGCUCCGCAACUACAGCGCAGUCAGGAGUUUCCACGUAAAACCCUGGAGCCGUUUCACCUGCAUUCAUUCCCAAAGGAGCCGGUGUUUAUGGGCAAUGGUGAGCAAUACAUCUGGAAGCCACCAGAGGAUGACGACAUCAUCACUUUGCACCCGCCUCCGCCGCCGCACCGCAUUGAGAACGGACAGGGACACCCGUCUCCCCCGACAGCCAAGGAGAUUGCAGACACCUACUCCAUUGUGUGCAAACCCCAGAAGAAAAAGACUUCCAUGGAAAGCAACGGAGCAAAGACCCUUCCACGCUCCUUCGGCGGCGAUAAAGGAAAGGGCCGGGGUCGAGGGGCCCAGGGCCAGGCGCGUUCCCAGGAGGAGCCAUGUUACGAGCCGACAGGUGACAGGGCCUGGCCCGCCUGUGUGGCAGCAGAGUCUGACACCGCGUACGCUACCAUUGACAGCCACCGUAAACGUGAGCAGGCCAGCACCAGUAAUAGCGCGGCUGGCGGCACUGCCACCCUUAAGAGGAAGAAGCAACAGGCGCCAUCGGUUGCGCCUCAAGGCUCCGCGUCCAACCCCCUACCUGUUCGGGGCCUGCCCGGAGGAGAUAACUUCUAUGAGAGCAUCAGCGAUGUGAAAGGAGGCAACAGCUCCAGCACCACCACCAUCUUCACAUUUAAUGAUGGAAUGGAGAUGUAUGUCACCGGCCUGUAGCGGGCAGACAUGCAGAUACGGCCCAGAAAGAUCGUAACAGAGACAGUCCUGUUCACUUGCCAUAAGGUUGCUGUACAUACUUUGAGAUAGUAUGACUACGCCAGGCAAACAAAAUGACGAUCAAAUUUGUGUUGACAUCAGGUACAAACAGGGUUUAAAUCCAGGUUCAGACUUUUCCUUCAUUGCUCUAUAAUUUUGACCCUAAAAGGACCAAAAUAUUUUAUCAAAAAAAGAAGAAAAGGACAGGACAACUGGAAUAUUAAUCUUCAAACAUACUGUAUCAGUGACUUCAUGGGCAUCAUUUUCCAUAAUAUCUUUAUUUUUGUACGAACGGUGUUUAUUUGACUUGUGGCGUGACUCACAAUUCGAGCACAUUUGAAUAUAAAUAUAUGUACAGAAAACAUAAAUGCAUGAUUUGUGCAAACCACAGAGAGCAGUGGCAAUAAUGCUGGCUAUAUUAGGUGAAGGAGGCCGCACUUACAAAUGCACUCACACACACACACACACACACACACACACUUUUGUGGCCACUUAUGUAAUAUAAGCAGAUGGAUGUCCCCAAGAUUUUUGGAGCUCAGCUCAAUCUAAGCAAACAUCUGAAACAGGUUCCCUGUGCAUACUGACCUGUUGCCAGGCAGGGAAAGUUGUGGUGUUUUGUACAAGCAAUGGCAAACUCAAAUGAAAGCCAAGGCUAGUGAAGGCAUUCAUUUCACAAACCACCAUCAUCGUUCCCUAAAGCUUAAACCUAUUGGCAGUUAUCCAAAGCAGUUCUCUCGGUAACGCCUCUGUGUUUGAUCCACAAUGUAAUCCUCAAGGUGAUCAUGACAUCAGUAAACAAUUCACACUCAAAUUUGACAAACAUCUAUAUGUAGUCAAAGGCUUGAUGACAAACCUUCCCUUCUCUCUCUCUCUCUCUCUCUCUCUCUCUCUCUCUCUCUCUCUCUCUCUCUCUCUCUCUCUCUCUCUCUCUCUCUAACAAACACACACACACACACACACACACACACACACAUUCAUGCAUGCUUGGCAUCGUUUUACAGGGUGAAGCGAUCAGGGCCAGUGUUGCCAGAAUGUUGAGCAAGAGUUAUACGGGUGACAGAUUUCACAAUACAAGACCGUUAACGUAUGAGUAGAAAAGCAUUUCUUCUCAAAGGCUUUAAAGAAGUGACUUUUCUUUCCUUUCAAAUUUACUAUUGCACUCAACAGCUGCGGAAAACGCCAUCCACAUCCCGUACGCUGUCAAUGUUCCCGGCUCCGAGUCAAAAGCUGUGCUCUCGAUGGUUUUCGAGGUGGUUGGAAUAGCAAGCGAAAUGUUGAACUCAAAAGAAAACAACCGUGGAGUCUCCUCGCCCUCUCCUCAGCCUGCUCUCCGGCCCCCGCAUCCUUCAUUGUAAACAACAUCUUUUUCAUGUAGCUUUGGGGAACGUUAACAAAAGAUCGAAGGACAAAACAAACCCUUAAUAAAUGGGCCUGAGGUUACGAGGGAUCUAACGGAAUGAUCUCACUGUGAGAGAACCAUGCAAAUAUUUCAAAGGUCAGUAGCAUAUGUAUUACUAUGUGAAAACGUGCAUAGAAGCAAAUGCACUGAUGUAUUUUAUUGCACUGUUCAUUUUUUUUCCUCUCCUUUUUGGACAAUGAAUAGCUCACGCCACUGCCAUGAAUCAAGUCUGGUCUGUGUUGGUGCAAUUUAUUCUGCCUGAUCCAAAAGUGCAUGCAUUAAUAUAUGGAGCUGAAACAAUUCUUGUGGUACUUUAUUAAUCUCAUGUUUGGUAGUCUUUUGUUGUACUUUUUGCCAUGUAAUGCACAGCAGAGUUUUUUCCCCGACUCUAAAGCAGCGACCAGGAGGAGGGGAGGAACUAGAAAAGAUUGAUUGAAGCCACAAGGAUUUUAGGCCUCACUGUUUAUAUUCUGCAAUGGGGGAGAAAGAAGGAGUGAUAGAAGUGGGGGAGGGAGAAGGAGCGCAAGCAUGAAGCUGGAUGUGGAUCACCACGAAUGGACACAGACCCAACAGUCUCCUCCUCCUCCUCCUCACACACACACGUAGUACACGUAGUGAGCGCACACUGCAACACUGAGCCAUGUGCGUUUCUAGUUAAGGGGAGGAAGCACUUUUUGCCCCAUGCCUACACUCCCUACCCCAGCUGUGUUCACUCCCGAUCAUGGACACAGAACUCGCUUUGCCCUGCUUCUUUACUUCUCUGUCUCGCUGUGCUGAGGGCGGUUGAUGUCCACUUCUGAGAGCGUGAAUGUCAUACUUGGUCCGUUCUGAUGACAUUGCAACGUUGGCCCAACAACUGUCCAAUAUGAAAAA
This is a messenger RNA of Syngnathus acus (greater pipefish), 4394 nucleotides long. RefSeq lists its product as uncharacterized. The record is from RefSeq and is a predicted model, not a curated record. Gene Ontology annotation, biological process: negative regulation of T cell activation; B cell receptor signaling pathway; T cell receptor signaling pathway. Gene Ontology annotation, cellular component: plasma membrane; membrane raft. Bases 470 to 2083 code for a protein of 537 amino acids. The transcript is spliced from 8 exons. NCBI's taxonomy places the organism in Eukaryota, Metazoa, Chordata, Actinopteri, Syngnathiformes, Syngnathidae.